Didymodactylos carnosus is the source of this 1054-nucleotide messenger RNA. The record is from the annotation of a GenBank genome assembly. NCBI's taxonomy places the organism in Eukaryota, Metazoa, Rotifera, Eurotatoria, Philodinida, Philodinidae.
AUGAUCCACGUUUCUCAAAUAGCCACUCCGAUAGAUAUACUAAUCGAUAGAGAGUUUCUUGCGCUACCAUUUCAUGUAGCUCCUAAGUUAUUUGAACAAAUGUAUUCUAUUCAUGAUUCAAUACGCGGAAAAACGUUGCCGUUAUUGUACGCCCUUUUACCAAAUAAAACUCAAGGAACAGAUGAAGAAUUAUUUAAAAUAGUUGAUCAGUACAUUCAACACAAACCAAAAUAUGUAACAAUUGAUUUUGAAAAAGCGGCCGAAAAUGCGCUUGCUACUGUAUUUCCUCAAUGUGAUAUAUUUAGUUGUUUUUUCCAUUUCAAACAGUGUGAAUUACGUUUGAGAAAAGAGUUUCUUGAAAAUGCAGAUAGUCGUCACACAAUGAAAAAUUUAGUCGCAUUAGCCUUCGUUCCACAGCAAAAUGUUAUUCAAGAAUUUUACUCAAAUAAAAGAAAAUGCGCCAGACGUAUUAGAUGGUAAGCAGAAGAAAAUGUUAGUAUGUAUACAUAGAGACUUCAUCUGACAUCUUUAACUUUCAGAGUUAUUCGUGUACUUUGAAGACAAUUAUACUGGCAGAAAAAUGUCAAGAAAUCGUAGAAGAAAUCCUCGUUUUAGUGUGUUAAUGUGGAAUUGUAGUUGUGUUUGUUUAUUUGCAAAUCAAAGACUCCUCGAUAUCUAAGCUGAUCGAGUCGCGAUACAUUCAACAUAGAUUAACGACAAAAAAAGGCGAAAGAGGACAAUAAACUGCAAGCUAAGGUUGAGACGCUGUUCACAAAUCUAAAAAUGCCUCGGGAUAGCAGAAAAAAAUUUGUAAUUCGGGUUUUAUAGUCCGAAAGCACCGUCGGAAGAAAUUAAAGGAAUGACGAUAGGAAAGCAAAAUUUCCGUGGAAAGAGAAAAAAUAUGCCGAUAUCGACGUAUUAAGAGGCUUUUCUGUUGAUUAGUGGUACCAGAAUCUAAAAUUGUUUUGUACUUGUGCCAUGUUCGAAUUAGUGCCACCGAGUCAGUCAAGUCAGGCAGCACUAGUAAAUAUUUUAUCCAGUAAGAAAAAACUCG